AUUCACUUGUUUUCUCCGCUGAAAAACUCGGGAGUAAGGCCUAAAUUUGCAAUCCCAGAACAUUACAUUAGACUACUUGCUGACUACAUGUGAGAGUUUGUAUACAACUAGGCUACUUCCUAGACUCAUCACUUGUUCAAAGAAAUACAACUUGGGUGCCGGUAAUGGCGACCAAGCAUCUGCAUCUCCAGCCGGUAAUUACAAAUCCUCACAAGCGUCACUUAACCAACAUUUCCAACUUGUCGAACAGACUACUACCUUUUCAAUCCGACCAGAAAAGAGCUUUGAUUUUGCGACCUCACUCAUACCCCACAAAUUCGAAUUCAAAUCGAUGUAUUAAAGUGAGAUCUCAACUCAACUUACCUCUCAUUUCCCCAAAUGAUCAGUGGGGCAACUGGACUUCUCUCUUUGCUAUUGGCGCUUUUGGUAUCUGGUCGGAAAAGACCAAGAUUGGAAGCUCAUUAAGUGGUGCAUUGGUGAGCACAUUAGUUGGACUGGCUGCCAGUAAUUUGGGAAUUGUUUCUUAUAAAGCACCUGCGUAUAACGUUGUUUUGGGGUAUUUACUCCCUUUAGCUGUUCCGUUGUUGUUGUAUAGAGCAGAUUUGCGACGAGUUAUACAGUCCACAGGGACACUGCUUUUGGCGUUCUUGAUUGGAUCAGUUGCAACAAUAGUGGGGACUGUUGUAGCUUUUUUGAUAGUGCCAAUGCGAGGGCUUGGUCAGGAUGGUUGGAAGAUAGCAGCUGCAUUGAUGGGUAGACACAUUGGGGGAGCUGUAAAUUAUGUUGCGAUAGCUGAAGCCUUAGGGGUCUCUCGGUCAGUUUUAGCUGCUGGACUAGCUGCUGAUAAUGUUAUAUGUGCAGUAUACUUUACAACAUUAUUUGCUCUAGCUGCUAAUAUACCUCCCGAGGCGGUAUCAGCAACAUCUGAUGUUGAAAAUGAUAACGAAUCAAAAACCAACAGCCAGCUUCCUGUACUGAAGAGUGCUACAGCUCUUGCAAUAUCCUUCGCCAUCUGCAAAACUGCCAACUUUAUUACUAAUUAUUUCAGAAUUCAAGGAGGCAGUCUGCCAGCCAUUACUGCAAUCGUUGUGGUUCUAGCAACUGCAUUUCCAAAGCAGUUUGCCCAGCUUGCACCUUCUGGGGAGGCUAUGGCAAUGAUUCUAAUGCAGGUAUUUUUCACUGUGGUGGGCGCAAGUGGGAGCAUAUGGAAUGUCAUUAAUAUAGCUCCCAGUAUCUUCCUAUUUGCUCUUAUUCAAGUAUCAGUUCAUUUAGCCGUGAUCCUCGGGGUUGGAAAAUUGCUUCGCUUAGACUUGAAGCUGCUGCUUUUAGCAUCCAAUGCCAAUGUAGGAGGCCCUACAACAGCUUGUGGAAUGGCAACAGCCAAAGGGUGGAGCACCUUAGUCGUGCCAAGUAUUCUUGCUGGGAUAUUUGGCAUUGCAAUUGCGACAUUUCUCGGCAUUGGUUUCGGAGUUGCAGUGCUUAAAUACAUGUAAAAUAGUGUUCUGCCUUUGUUGAAAUAUUUCCUCUGCUCUGUAAGAGCAUCUUUGAUAUGUAUAAUGAUUGGCUAUUUUCGUUGGUUAAAUUCAUUAUGUAAAUUUUUUGUUAAGUGGACAAUGAUUACUCUAAUGGGAGUAUCUAUAUUCAUGCUUAUUUAAAAUUAUACCAAAAGACUUUCGUGGAUA
Messenger RNA from Daucus carota subsp. sativus, 1682 nucleotides. RefSeq lists its product as uncharacterized. NCBI's taxonomy places the organism in Eukaryota, Viridiplantae, Streptophyta, Magnoliopsida, Apiales, Apiaceae. The transcript is spliced from 6 exons. Bases 165 to 1493 code for a protein of 442 amino acids. The record is from RefSeq and is a predicted model, not a curated record.